AUGAGUGGAGGAGGGGCGUCUAGCGGCUGCAAGGGAGAUUUGAUGACGACCAAAAAAGGCAAGAUUCAGAAACCAUGUCGUGAUGCUCAGAGCUGCCGCAAAGGAAGCAAAACGCGUCUUUGGUGCCCGACUCAAGAUGCGUCGCAUCCCGGUAGACCCGUGCCCACCGAUGUCACCCUCCAGGUGUCAUGCAAGGUCAUUACCCAUCAGGGGCAAGGGAAAGGGGCCCCUGAACAGACCCAGAGUGAAGCAGGAACGGAAAAGAAAAAGGCUGGCUUCGACAAGGACAGGGAUGGGGAUAGGAAACCCCCUGAUCACAUUUGGGGGCCUGGUCUGUUCUUUCCUCCUGUCACCCUGUUCCUGGGGGCCUGGUGGGAGAGACGGAAGCUAGCGUGGGCAGGGGUUGAGAGGGAGGGAGGGGAGGGCGAGGGCUUGCCCCCGCGCCCGCCAGCCCGUCGGUCCCAACUGCUGCGUUGCCGCCUCCAAGGGCAAGGCGAACCCGAGGAUGCAUCAACCCACAUCCAAAAGAAAGAAGAACAAGCGGGCGGAAGUAGGAAAGCGCAAGCGAGCCGGAGACCUGCAGCAGGAUACGUUCCAGCCCAAGGCUCGGGACAUGAUUCCGGCAACUGUUGUUUGUAUAAUAAGUUGGGGGCGUGGGCGAGAAAAAGCGACGAGGCCAAUAAUGGAAGAGGGCGGAACCCGCGCCUUCCGGCCGGUAGACCUGUCGUUUUUCAGCCCACCACGCCCCCAAUAUUCCCGCUGCUUGACCUUUCGGUCUGGCGGUGUGGGGGACAUAUCAGAGGGAACGAGCCGGAGAGCAUACGGAUGGAGGGAAAGGAGGGGGGUGUGAUGGAUGUGGGUUGGGGGCCAGAGUUGAAGGCCCAUGUUCUCCCCCAUGUACCUAGUAUCUGCCUGGGUGCCUGGCUUCCCGCGCAUAGCGGCAAACACGUAGUAACAAGGGGUGCGGCGGAGAAGAAGAACAGAAGACAGAAGAAAAGGCGGGAAAUUGAGAUUCGGCAGGAGCCAGCUGGCCCCCUCGCCGCCGUUAGUGAUCGGCGAUAUGGGUGGAGUAAACGAGCAGCUUGGAAAAGAGAAGAACGAACGGGGAGACAGGCAAGCUACUUCCGCCACUUCCAUACCAUGCUCGAAAUCAUUACGUCUGACAACCAGCGUCAAUCUCGGACCUUUGAGGAACCCAUACGACGUGGGGACUGGACGGACAGCGGGCAGCGGGCAGCCGCUGGCCAGGAAGGGCUGGCAACACAUCCUGUGCUGGACAGGGCAAGGGUGAGGGCAAGGGUGAGGGCAAAGGCGGAGGGAAUGGAGUCAGAGAGGCGGGCAGGUUCAGCGCAGCAGCACCAAAAGGCUGGUGACAGUCAGCAGAACGACAAGACGGACGUUCCCCGGUUCCAAAGAGGAACAGGAGAAGACGGGGUACCGGGUGUACGGAACGAAGCCGGUGCGGUGGCCGGCCGGAUUGAAACAGCCAGUCACCAGAGUAUCGGUGAGGGUUUCGAGGAGCGGGAUAGAGAAGAGGAGGGAGAGCGUGUGAGAAAAGAAAGGGGUCCAAGCUCUCCAACGCAGAGGCGCGGAGCAGGCUGCCAAAAGCGGGCAAAUGGGCGCCUUGAUCAGACUGGUCUUGAGUCAAUGGAUCGCCCUCUUGGAUUUGGCAUAGCGUCAAUCUGCCCUGGAGGCAGGCGCAGAGGUGGGAGUGGCAGAACAGGGAGGAAAGGAGCGAGCAAGCAACAAGCAGGCACGACCAGCGAGAUUGACAUCUCUAGAGAUGGGCGGCUACCAAGCCCAAAUCCGACAAUUCAAGCGAGCUUCAUUGCCAUGUGGGGGAACGUGCAGCUCCUGGCCUCAAUCCCAGGCACCCAGCCGGCGGGCAGAAUGCCACAGUUCCACCCCGAGUCCGAUCGAUCAGUCAGGGCCGGCUUUGCGGAGAAGAGCGAGAUGAGAUCCAUUCGUGAUGAGCUCAACCUGCCUGUGCCGUGCAGCAACAUACAUGCACACACACCUACGGACACUCCGGCUGCCGUAAUAUUGAAAGCCCAGACGACCGGCUUCCUGCUGUGUUUGCCGAGGCGACAGAUGGCCGAGUCAAGCCCGAUCACCCAGGCCAAGCUGGGGUUGGACUGUUGUUUGCGGCGUCCGGGAUGGAACCAGCCGAGCUCCUUUUCUCUGCGCGCUGCAACUGGUACCGUCGCAUCAGGCUCCAACGGUGUGGAAACUUUGUUUGACAAGACAUCCCCACCUGGCCAUGGCUUCGGCUUCGACUUCUGGUCUCAGGAGGCCACCACAGAGUCUUGCGGGCUGGUCUGA
This is a messenger RNA of Gaeumannomyces tritici R3-111a-1, 2322 nucleotides long. RefSeq lists its product as hypothetical. The transcript has 11 exons. The coding region runs from base 1 to 2322 and encodes 773 amino acids. NCBI's taxonomy places the organism in Eukaryota, Fungi, Ascomycota, Sordariomycetes, Magnaporthales, Magnaporthaceae. The record is from RefSeq and is a predicted model, not a curated record.